Molecule: messenger RNA, 8598 nt
Organism: Mauremys reevesii (Reeves's turtle)
Lineage: Eukaryota; Metazoa; Chordata; Testudines; Geoemydidae
Gene: CGN
Product: cingulin
Exons: 21
Coding region: 98-4087 (1329 amino acids)
Cellular component (GO): myosin complex
Source: RefSeq, a predicted model, not a curated record
GCGAAGGUAACAGGUUGCGGUGGGGCGCGGAGGUGAGGAGCGUUCGCGGCGGGGAGCGGCCUGGGCACGGAGCCUGGAGUGCUUUUAACCCCCAAGGAUGGAGCGGCACGUGAACGGAGCUAUGGCCGAGAAGCCAAACCCCGUGGACUACGGGGUUCAGAUCAGAUUCAUAGAUGACCUGAAGGAAAUGAAGAAGUCACAAAAGAUCAGGCCCAAGCAUUCCAAGCCAGGCUCCUACGGGGUCGCGGUGAGGGUCCAGGGCAUCGACGGGCAGCCCUUUGUGGUCCUGAACAGCGGGGCAAAAGGAGAGGACUCCUUCGGGGUGCAGAUCAAAAGUGAGAGUAAAUACGGGAACCCUGCUCACAGCCAGUGGCCUGAGCAGCUGCCCCCUAACUCCCUCAGGGAAGGCCUGGGCUCCAUCAGCUCUGAUUCUGACCUGCCGGAAAGCCGGUACGUGGCCAGACAUUCCCAGUAUAACUCCCAGUACAGCACCUCUGACGAGGAGCUGAGCUCCCAGGGCUACCCGAGGGAGACCAGGCCUGUCAGCGCUGAGGCAGCUCGUUCCUACCGCAGGGAUGGCUCCUCGUCCCCUCAGGGCAGCUCCAGACAGCUGCCACCCCAGAGGCCUUUUGGGGAGGAGCUGAGGAGGACUCAAUCUCACAGCUCUCUGUUAAGCCCCAAUUCAGAGGAGGCCUAUGGCCCAAGCCCUCUCAGCAUGCAGACCAGGGGCACGUACCGAUCCCAGUCUCCAGCCAGUGCCAAGAGCAGCAGCACGCUGGACAUUGCAGGCAGGAAAAGGACUGACCCCAGCAAGGAAUCCCAUGCAGCUUCUGGACGAAGGUUUGUAGGCAAGCAGCCAUCACCAGACCCAGAGUCCUCCAGGCCUCGGCAGCCAGCUGACCAAAGUGACAUCGACACGAAGCCCCUGUCCUCAGUGGAUUCCCUGAUCACAAAGUUCGACGGGAAGGUUCAGCAGAGGGGCCGAGCCGCCAGGAGAAGCCGGAUUUCCCCGGAGGAGAGGAAGCGGUCGCAGAGUCUCGACGGCAGGGUGUCCUACCACGACACGGCCGAUUCCAGAGAGCUGAGCGCUGCCCAGCUCCAAGAUCGCCACAGGGAAGGGCCGAAGGGCCUGGCCGCCAAACAGCCUGGUGUGGCCAAUGCGCCUCGCGCCGGCAGCCUGAACCGUGCGCUCCAGGAAGAUCUGAAGGAAAACUCAGUCAAGGCCCAGGUGCCGCGAGACUGGAUCCAUAAAAGCUUGGAGGAGCCUGUCGUUGAGCAGCAGCAAAGUCAAGUGCAAUCAGAACUGCAGCAGCUUAAGUCCACUCCAGACCUUCUGAAAGACCAGCAGGAAGUCUCUCCGCCUGGGAGCAGCGAGUCCACCAAGGAGCUGAUUUACAGUAUCCUGAAGGAUGGGAGCAAAGAAAGCGAAAGCUCGCUGAAGAGAAAAACCAACUUGAUGUUUGAGAAGAUCCAAGCGCUCGCUGUGGUGCCUCCUGAGGACGCAAGAGGAUCUGUUUCCCAGAACAGUGAGCUGAAAAGGAAGGUGGAGGAGCUGCAGCAGAAACUAGAUGAAGAGACCAAGUUCCGCCAGAAAGCGGAGCAGGCCAGGAGCGGUGCUGCUCGGAACCUGGAGAGCCGACUGGAGGAGGCGCAGGACGAGUGCAGGCGCCUCAAGGGGGCCUUGGAGAAGACAACCCAGGAGCUGAAAAGCCGCUUGCAAGAGCUGAAGGAAGUGGAAGUUGCCAGAGAGCAGGCAGAGGACAAACUGGGAGACGUGGAAGAGCAGCUAAUGGGGAUGCACGAGGAGCUGGACAGGCUGCGGAAAACCUCGGUGGACUCUGCAGACAGAGACGAGCUCAUGAAGGAGCUGCUGGAAACCAGAGAGGAGCUGGAGGAGGUCCUCAACGCCAAACAGAAGCAAGAAGAACAUCUGCGGCUGCGGGAGCGGGAGCUGACGGCGCUGAAAGGAGCCCUGAAGGAGGAGGUGGCAAAUCACGACAAGGAGCUGGACCGGGUGACGCAGCAGUACCAGCGCGACAUGGACCAGCUGAGGCGAAACAUGGAGGACGUGUCUCAGGACCAAGUCAGUUUAGAGAUCGAGAGGCAGAAAAUCAACUCGAUAGUGAGGAACCUCCAGAAGGAGCUGGAGGAGAGCAACGAGGAGACCAGCCACUGGAGGGAGAUGUUCCAGAAGAACAAGGAGGAGCUGCGCAGCAACAAGCAGGAGCUCAUGCAGGUGAAACAGGAGCGCGAGGAGUUUGAGGAGGAGCUGCGGGAGCUGCGGGAGCGGUUCUCGGCCAUGCGGGUGGAAGUGGACCAAGUGAGGAACAGCACUGUGGAUGCUGGCCAAGCAGAAGCCCUGAAGAAGGAGCUGCGUCAAGCCCAAGAGGAGCUGAGGGAGCUGGCUUCAGAGAAGCAGGCCCAGGACGAGCUGGUCCACCAGAGGGAGCGGGAGCUGGCCGCCCUGAAGGGGGCGCUCCAGGAAGAGGUGGCCAGCCGUGACACGGAGGUAGAACAGCUGAAGCAGCAGUUCCAGAAGAACUUGCAGCAGCUCAGGAAGGACUACGACGAAGCUGCCAAGGUGAAGGUGGCCGUGGAGAGCGAGAAGGAGGCCACGGAGCAGAUGAGGAAGGCUGUGGAGUCCGCUCUGCGGGAGACGCAGGAGGAGAACGACGACUUGAGGAGGAAGAUCCUGGGCCUGGAGAUGCAGGUCAAGGAGUACAGGCACUUCUCCGAGAACUGGGAGGGCUCGGAGGCCAGGCUCAGGGAGAAGAUCGCCAAGCUGGAGGCUGAUCGCAGACAGAUGGAGGAGUCCUUGGAGGAGGCUGUGGAGCAGGAGCAGGAGCUGCUGAUGGCCAAGAGGUCCCUGGAGAGCCGCCUGGAAGAAGCCCAGAGGAGUCUCAGCCGGCUGUCUCAGGAGCACCAGGUGCUGAGCACCUCGCACCAGGAGGAGAUGAAGCAGAAGGAGCAGCUGAGAAGGACCAAGAAUGAGCUGGAGGAGCAGAAGAGGCUGCUGGAUAAGACCACCGAGAAGCUGACCAGAGAGCUGGACCAGAUGGCCCAGGAGUCCCACAGCUCACUGGCCAUGCUGCAGUCGCAGCUGGAGGAGUACAAGGAGAAGUCACGGAAGGAGAUGGCAGAUUCCCAGAAGCAGGCCAAGGACCGCAGUGCAGAGAUGGAGAAGAUGCAGUUCACCACGAGCCGGCUGCAGGACGAGAUCACGCGGCUGAAGCAAGCACUGCAGGACAGCCAGGCCGAGCGGGAAAGCGCCAUGCUGGAUAAGGAGGUGCUGGCCCAGCGCCUGCAGAACCUGGAGCAGGAGGUGGAGUCCAAGAAACGCUCCCAGGACGAUCGCUCUCGGCAGGUCAAAGCGCUGGAGGAGAAAUCCAAGCGCCUCGAGGUGGAACUGGACGAGGAGAGGAACACGGUGGAACUGUUGACUGACCGGAUUAACCGCAGCAGAGACCAGAUUGACCAGCUGCGUGCGGAGCUGCUGCAGGAGCGCUCCAGCCGGCAGGACCUGGAGUGCGACAAGAUAUCCCUGGAGAGGCAGAACAAAGACUUGAAAAGCCGACUGGCCAGCUCGGAAGGCUUGCAGAAACCAAGCGCCAGUUUGUCUCAGCUGGAGUCGCGGAUCCAGGAACUGCAGGAUAAGCUGCAGGCAGAAGAGAGGGAGAAGAACAUCCUGGUGUCCUCGAACCGCAAACUGGAAAGGAAAGUGAAGGAGCUGACGAUCCAGAUCGACGAUGAAAGACAGCAUGUGAAUGACCAGAAGGACCAGCUGAGCCUCCGCGUCAAGGCACUCAAGCGCCAGAUGGACGAGGCCGAGGAGGAGAUCGAGCGCCUGGAAAGCGCCAGGAAGAAAGCGCAGCGGGAGCUGGAGGAGCAGCACGAACUCAACGAGCAGCUGCAGAAUCGCGUCAAGGCCCUGGAGAAGGAGGCCUGGCGCAAGGCCACCCGCUCGGCCGCAGAGGCCUCCUUGGAAGACGACCGCUUGAGCUCGGAUGAGGAGUUCGACAGCGCUUACGGCCCGUCCUCCAUCGCCUCACUGCUGACGGAGGGGAACCUGCAGACCAGCUCGUGCUAGCAGCGGCCUGCGCGGGUCGUUAACUGGCUCCUGGGGUGCCCCCUCUUUCCCAUGGUCAGAACUGCUUCGGGUUCCUUGAGAGGCUGGCGCAGGGCGUCAUUCCACGGGGGAGCAUCCCCGACCUACUGACGUUCCAGUCCCUUUAGCAGGAAAAACAGCAUCCUAGAGGCCAGCGAUCCUUGGAUUGGAGUCGGCUGACACAUGCGUCCGUUCCAAAAAGCAGCUAACUGGAGAGGAGCCGGCAGCAGAAGAACUGAGAACAAUGUUUAAGCAGGAAGGUUUUCUGCUUAAAUUGGGAGGGAGGAUGUGGGGGGGGGGAAUUGGGUGUUAAGCUCCCCAGAAAAUUCUGUUUAAUCUGUUUUUCUCUGUGAUUUCUCAGGGCAUUGCUUAAAUUCCAGAUGUUUCAUAUCUUAACCAAAUGUUUGUGUGUAUACGGGGGGGGGGUGUGGAAACAGAUGUGCAAUAAGGCAGGAUGAUGGUCUGUGGCUCAUAAACAAGAGGUGAACCUGUCUCUUUGGCCACAGCGGGAGUUGGCUUUUCCCUGCCAGAAGGGGAAGCGUGGUAGGUUAGUCGCCAACCAGAGUCUAGGAGACGGCCCCGGGCGUGUGUCUGCUCUGAGAGUCUCUCUAAUGUCUAUAGACGCCCUCGUGGAGUCCUGGGUCUAAAAUCCGGCGGCUGCUUUUUCCAGGACUUGUGCAGCUGUCGUUUCUUCAUGCCACGUUAAAGAGAAAUUCCCAGCCAGCCCAUCGAUCCGUGUGGCCUACGUGCUGCUCUGCCCUUCUCUUCGCUCUUUGUGAGCACGUUGCUGCGCCGAAAGACGGAUCUGCCUUCGGAACGGCAGAGGAUGGGGAGCGGGAGCCUCAGCCUUGCGAAACUCUACAGGGCUAGUGUGCUUGGGCAAGGGACUCUGCUGCCACUUUUUUGGUCCUUUCCGUUGGCCCUGCUCUGGAGGAGGCCAAGGAUCGGGGUGUAGGACAGGAAGAGUUUUGAGAUCGCCCAGAUUGACCAGGAUCCCAAGGGUUCGUGGCCUGUGUGAGAGGAACUGGGGGUCUCGGUCCAGUCCCCAGCUGCCAGUGACAUUACACUAAUCCCCUGUGCAGCUGGCCCAGGAGGAAGAAGUAACCCUGGUUUUGGAAUAGCUGAGACUUGGAUCUGACACGAUAUCACUUUGUUGUUGAGACAGAUGAGCACGAGAGCUUGCCCCCACCUCCGUCUGAGCUGAGCGAUCAAUCGCGAAAUGAGGCAGGAGCCCGGGGGUCCAUCCAGGGCCGGGCUGCCUGGCUGUCCUGCUGUCCACACUGUGCUGUCCUGCAUAAAGGGACAUCCAGCCUCCAGGGCUGUCUCCGCUACAGAGUUAACAGGAAACACCUGGGGUCUGCCCACUGGGGGCCCCUCCUAUCUUGCACCUCUCCAGCAAUUUCUCGCUUCUGUUUUUUGGCAGUAAACCAGCCGGGGAAAGGCAAACCCCUGCGUUUGGAAGCACAUGUGCUGCGGAUGUUGAUGGAAAAGCAAGGGCUGUACCGGCCUUGAUGGGACGGGCAGCCGCAUUCUCUCACCUGAGCUCCGUGUCCCCAAACGCUGCUCCUGCUUCACUCACCGAGUUGCAGUCCUGGUCAGUGGAGUGUGACCAGGGCUGUAAUGCACCCGGGCAGUUGAGAGGGGAAAGAACAAUACUGAGCUAGCGCUGCUUGAGACCUGCGUAUCCUUGAAACGGGAACCUGCCUGUCAGCUCCCACUGAGCCUCGUUUUGUAGCUGAAUUUGCACCUGUUCAUAAAGUGCCGCUUUAUAGAUUGGGAAUAUAUGGGGCUGGGGAGGAUCCACUAAGUGUGUGACCUCCCCGCCUGCUUCUGCUGCGGGUUGAGCUGCUAACACCUCAGUCUCCCUCUGUUACUUUUUUAAACUUCACCAGCUCAGAGGUUUCAGAGCAACCUGCAGGUCAGGCCUUGACCGUCGUGCCUUAAUGGGGAAUGUCCAGUGCGGGAAAUUUAGUCCAGUGAAUUUCUGCUUGGAAGGGAACUGGGGGUAGAACCUUUUAAACAUGCCUCUGUUUUAAAGUAACCUACCUGGUUUAACACGCACCUGCCCCCCACCCAAGGCGGCGAGACACAGGAGCAGAGGUGGGGAGGCGAUAAACCCACCUUGGUGCUUGGUCAGAGCUCAAGGGCUAACAAAAAUCCCCAAUGCUCAAAUAUAGCCAUUGCCUUGUCUGGCAUGAUUUCAGCUUCCACUAGUGUUGGCAGCAGAAGGGUGCGAACAGGGGCCCCGUCUCUGGACCCUGCUGUGCUUGGCGUGCUGCCCUAGAGCAGAUCUCUGUAGCCACGCAGAGGAGGCGACGCUUUGGAUGUUUGUUUUUUAUCCUGAUGCUCGGUUCGAAUGUCUGCAGCUACGGGCCAGGCAGUUAGCAAAACGCCAUGGGAACAGCAAGUCCUCUGAGUUCUCAUCUGCUCCAUGGCAGCGUGCUGGUGUCACAGCACAGAGAGCCACUCCCAGACGCUUGCUGGGACCAUUUAAGUAGCAGCCCCUAAUUGGGAACUCCCCAAGCGGCUGCUCUAGUUGUUAUAAAAGGUCUUUGGCUCUAGCGUUUCCAGGCCAAGCCCCCCAAAAAACAUAGAUAAAUUCUGCAGGAUGCAUCUCGGGUCAUCGACAAGCCAGUGCUGUCACCUUCUCCUGGGACACUGGUUCAGGGACACCUUGACAAUCUCUCGACCUACCCCAACCAGCUCCAGCUCUGCACCAUGAGGAAUUUGCUCAGGGAGCCAAGUUUUUUUUUUUUUUUUUUCUUUUUUCGUUUCGAGGCUGCCGCCACUGAGGAAGAGCGGGUGGUGACAUAAGAAUCAGGGCUACAUCGUCAGCUUACCAGGGGAGUAAUUCCAUUGCCGUGGAUGGAAGACUGCGAAUCUGCCCCAGCUUUCAAACAGCUGGAUUUUCAGCUGAUCUUGGUGGCUUGCGUCUCUCUCUCUCUCUGUGGGUUUUAAUUGGGACUCUUCACACUAGGCACUUAAUUACUGAAACAAAGAUGCCUUGUUAAAACACCCACAGACGGGUGGGGGGGAAUCUCUUUCCCCCUCCCACCCCAAACACACACACCCAAAAAAGCCCUGGAUGGGUGUGGCUGUAGCUGGAUGACAGCCUGAACCUGCGAUGCUCUGUGACUGUAGGAAUGUGCCCAUUGCAAAGGCUUUGCUGGAGCGACGGUUUCACUAACUGGGUUGCAGUCUGCCCCUUUUGAGGGCUGUCCUGUUUCACUCUCCAUCUGAAAGGGCCCAUGUGGGUUUCGUUGCAGGCAGCCUCUGCCUUCUGCGCCUGGCUUUGCUUCUCCUCCAAACCCGCCUGAUCUGUAGGAGCUGCAGGGAGGGAACUAGCCAAGAGCAUUUCUCGAGAGCUGGCCAGCCUCUGGAUCCCAGGGAGGUCUUCCGGGACAGCAGACGCCUCAUCGGGGCUCUGUUGAUGGGUGCAGAGACCCACCCCCUGCACUGUUACAGGCAAGCUGCUCUGCGAAGCAGCAGCUUCAAAGGGGAGGCUGUAGGGGUGGAAUGAGGAGAUGGAAUUUAAGGUUCCCUUCCCCCACCAGCUGUCAAAGUAACGGGACAUGGGACUCCCCAGAAACGGCCACUGAUGAGCUGUGUGGCUCAUGGAGCAAGAAGAGGGUCCUCCCAGCAGAGAUGUGGGGUGGUUGUUUUGUUUUUUUUUUUUUAAGAUCUAACAUGCCUCCUUCAGGAGCCUGAUGGGAGCCAGCCCUGCUUCAGAGCCGCUAAGGGACCUACGGACGUUUGUUACAGACCCCAGCGGUGGGAGUGGGCAUGGCUGGUUGGAGUGACGUUGGGCUGGGACCAGCUCAGGGCUGGAAUUUCCCCUCUCCCUCGGCUGUAAAUGCAGAACAACCGCCCUGAAGUCAGUGACGCUUCUCCCAGGGCUGUACUAGGGUAACGGGGCCCAUUGAUGUUCAGCAGGAGCGAGAGCCAAGGAGCUGCAGAAUUGUAUGGUCCGAUUGUCACCCCACAACGUGCGUGGGGAUCCUGCAGCAGCAGGGGCACCGUCUCCCCCUCUUCUAGCUGGGCCUUACCUUCCCGCUGGCUCUGUGGCUCUAUACACCAAGAGGAUAUUACGCUGCCAGGCUGUACGAUGGAGACGUAGGCUACCUGCAUGUCCCCCAAGAAAGACGCAGGGAUCAGCCUGGCUUAUGGUGGUCUCCACAGGCCGUUCUGCAGGGGCUGGGCCAGAGAGGGGGAAGGGGAAUCCUUGCUGAGAUCUCCUGCGAGGAUAACUUGCUUUUUUAAAUAAAACCCGAUGUAAUAGGAAUUUGAGACCGGGGAGGGGAGGAUUGAUUCAAGUCCAAUGUUAAGAGCGUUCACUGCAGAGUGGCUUUCAUGUCCCUAUGGAGUCUGAGGGCUUGUAUAGCAGUAUACGAGAGAGAUGAUCUGAUUUAUUCUGUAACCGUGUUCCUCUUACAUGUGCCCUUCAACUUGUAUUUUAAAAUUAAAAGUUUAUACGCGCUGAAGCUAAUCUGAUU